AGCGGGAUUACCAGUUAACCGGUUUGCGGGGUGGAAGACUUGGGCUUGCAUACCUCCCGCGUGUUUCUUUGAUACAGCCGGUAUAUAAGGGGCUAUAAUAGAACUCACGUGGAAUGAACUCCACGACUGUAACCACGACGAUUAUGUCUGGUUCCCCGCUGUCAACCAGGACGUGCUCUUCAUGCUGUUUUAUGAAUCAGAAGGCAGAAAAACCUACGCUAUCAGGCCAGCGUCUGAAAACCCGGAAAAGGGAUGAAAAAGAAAAGUACGAUCCCUCAACAUUUCGUGACGCUAUUAUUCAGGGGCUUAAUGAGGCAGGCACUGAUUUAGAACAAGUUUCAAAAUUUUUGGAUGUCUCUGCAACUAAACUCAACCUGAGGCGUUACUCAGAUGUACUUCUGGACAUACUGUUUGCAGGCGGACAAUUAGCCCCAGGUGGGUCUUUGGUAGAAGACUCUGACCCUGACAAGGUGAUCCGCACUAACGCAUGUGUGUUCAGCUGUGAUGAAACUGUUGAAUCUUUGCGCUCAUUUUAUGAGGUUCUCUACAAAUUGAUCCGCCGUUACAAGUAUCUGGAGAGAGCAUUUGAAGAUGAGCUUAGCAAGAUCCUGCUCUUUCUCAAGGGCUUCACUGAGGAAGAACGGCGUAAGCUGGCCAUCAUCACGGGCAUCAUUAUGGCCAACGGGCUCGCUUCUGCCAAAGUGCUCAAUCCCAUUUUUGAGGAGCACUUGGUUAAGGAGGGACUGUCACUGGAGUUUGCCACCUUGAUGUUCAAGACUUGGCUAGCAGAGAAGGACGUUAACAGCUUGUAUGGCUACCUGAAGAAGUCUCAACUUGAGGGCCGGCUGUUGGAGCUGUUCCCACUGAAUAAACGCAACCAGGAGAACUUUGCAGCUUAUUUCAGGGAACAAGGACUGGGGCCUAUCGCUGAUGUACAGAGAGUCACUCAAACAUCUGAGGUGAAGAAAGAGCUUCAGAAGCAACUGUCAGACAUGGUACACGAGGAUGCUCCUGUCAAAGAGGUGAUUGCCUUUGUGAAAGAAAAUAUGAUCAAAAACAACCUGCAGGCCCAUGACCUUGUGAUAAUUGCCUGGAACACCAUAAUGGCAGCUGUGGAGUGGAACAAGAAGGAUGAGCUAGUGGCAGAGCAGGCCAUGAAACAUCUGAGGACGUACACACCUCUGCUGGCUGAGCUUACCACCUCCACCAAAUCUGAGAUCAACCUCAUGCUGAAGGUCCAGGAGUAUUGCUACGAAAACCAAAGUUUUAUGAAAGUUUUCCAGAAAAUCAUUGUUCUUUUCUACAAAAAUGAUGUACUGUCUGAAGACGCCAUCUUGAAAUGGUACAAACAGUCCCACUCUUCCAAGGGAAAGCGUGUUUUCCUUGAGCAGAUGAAGAACUUUGUGGAGUGGCUAGAGAAUGCAGAGGAAGAAUCGGAAGAUGAAGAGGAGGAUGAUGACAACCAGGCAGCUCAAAAAUAAACCAGCCACCAGCCUGACUCGCAGACAGACUAAUGACAAGGAGGCUAAUAUCACUUUUCAUACAUGCACAUAUAGCAGAGGAGAUGAAUGUUACCACCUCCAAUAACAUUAUUCAUAUUGUAUUAUAUUUCAGAAAAUAAAAACUCCCCUAUGACACAAAUCAGAUUUAACAUCAUGGAGUUGUUCCCACUACCACUAUCACAAUUUUCUAAAACUGUUUGCGCAUGAAAAUAUGUAAAGUAGAUUUACAAAAAUUUAUUCAUUUUCUGUUAUAGGCCCUUAAAUCCAAUACAAUAUCUUUCGAGAAAUUUAA
Molecule: messenger RNA, 1794 nt
Organism: Liolophura sinensis
Lineage: Eukaryota; Metazoa; Mollusca; Polyplacophora; Chitonida; Chitonidae
Product: eIF5-mimic protein 2-like
Exons: 15
Coding region: 114-1481 (455 amino acids)
Cellular component (GO): membrane; cytoplasm
Molecular function (GO): protein binding
Source: RefSeq, a predicted model, not a curated record